Messenger RNA from Cuscuta epithymum, 1341 nucleotides. NCBI's taxonomy places the organism in Eukaryota, Viridiplantae, Streptophyta, Magnoliopsida, Solanales, Convolvulaceae. The record is from the annotation of a GenBank genome assembly.
GCGUCCCCAACUUCUUCGGCCCAUCAAUCUUGGAGAUCUUCCUUAUGUAGGUAUGAUUCCAAUUUAAUCUUAAUAAUUAAAAUGUUGUAUGUUUUUUUAAUUUUUUUAAGCAUGGUGAAAUGAUGUUUGUCAACAAUAAAUAUAGGUGGGUCGGACCCCAUUCAUUUUCAGAGGGUGGAAGACACGCGUUGCCCGUUUUACGAGACCUCUUAGACCGCAUGAGGGAGAGUCAAUUUGUAUGGACCCCCUAUCCCUUGGGCAAUCUUCCUGAAGACACAGAAAUCAAUCCAGGCUUUGGUUUGCUGAGGUUAUGCUAAUUUUUUUGCGAUUAUGCAGAGAGGCAUUACCCCGACCGGUUUUGUCGGCAGUUCUUUGCCAUUCAGAGAGAGCCAAAACCCACUUUCCAACGUACAGACCAUCACAUCAUUAGCUCCUGCGCUAGUGCAGCUUCGUUAGCAUUGUGGGCGGAACGAGAUAGGCAUUUAUACGAACCUACAUGGCCCCCUUUUGACGGGCGGAAUGUGGCUGAUGGGUAUCGUACGUGGUACGCACGGACCGGUUGGAAACGUGUCGUGAACCCUUCGCAUGCUACACCCACGACGGGCUACACCCCUGCAAUACUUGGAGUGCAUUCAUGAUACCUAUCAGCUUGCUGAUAAUUUGGCCGAUCACGAGGAUAUUAAACAUCGGCUAGCACAGUGUGUUAUAGCAUUAGAUGUAGAAGAUGUGCUCCACCAAGGCAUCUUCCAUUACCCAGAUGCAGACAAUGAGCCCGGUCCCAUACCUCCUCCUAGGCAAGAUCGCCGCGGUUACGUUGCAACGCAUAGAGUGGCAGCUGCUGACAGAGAUGAUGCGGGAGAUGAAGAUGAAUAUGAAGAAGAUGAGGACGAGAGUGAUAGGGAUGAAGAAUAUGAGCCACCGCCAUAUUCUACUCCUAAAGAGUACUAUACGUCGACUGAAGCAUAACGUGUUCCGAAUAACGUGUUUUGAAAAGUCGUGCAUUAGUAUCACUUAUACGGUAGGUAUGUAUCGUAUAAUGUAUUAGUGUGUAUCUUUUAAUUUGAACUAUUAUAAUUAAUCAAUUUAUGUAUUAGUGUGUGUUUGUAUACUAAGGAUGUUUUCUUUUGGACUGAAAUUUGCUGGUCUGGUCUGAACUGGUCUGGUCUAGUCUGGUAAACGUCUGGUCUCUGUGUAUUUUAUAACUAUCCAAGUCUGGUCUGGUCUGGUCUGUUUAAGUUUGGUCUGGUCUGGUCUGUUUAAGUCUGGUCUGGUCUGUUCUGGGACUGAAAACAGUCCAAAAGAAAACAUCCUAAUAAGAAAUUUUAAACGGGUCUUCAGUCC